This is a messenger RNA of Syzygium oleosum, 1544 nucleotides long. RefSeq names its product bHLH transcription factor RHL1-like. Gene Ontology annotation, molecular function: DNA-binding transcription factor activity, RNA polymerase II-specific; RNA polymerase II cis-regulatory region sequence-specific DNA binding; protein dimerization activity. Lineage: Eukaryota; Viridiplantae; Streptophyta; Magnoliopsida; Myrtales; Myrtaceae. Bases 109 to 1281 code for a protein of 390 amino acids. Gene Ontology annotation, cellular component: nucleus. The record is from RefSeq and is a predicted model, not a curated record. Gene Ontology annotation, biological process: regulation of transcription by RNA polymerase II. The transcript is spliced from 7 exons.
UUCACUCGUCGCUUCCCUUCUCCCCUUUCCCCAACCCCACGCAACCUCCCCACCACCACCACCGCCGCCGCUUCUCCUCCUCCUCCUCCUUCAUCAAAGCACGCAGAGAUGCAACCUCCGCCGUCUUCCAGGGAGAUUCAGGGCGGCCUGAGCUCCCUCCUCGGCCUCCACGCCGCCGCCGCCGGCGACGACUUCUUCGACCAGGUGAUGCUCUCCUCCGCCCUCCCCGCGUGGCCCGACCUCGCCCCCGCGAAUGCGGGCGGGCCCAUCGAGCUGCCCGCCGAUGCUGCGGCGAGGCUCCACCAGAUCGGCAAUGGCGGCUCCAAGGCGGCGAUGAUGAUGCUGCAGCAGCAGCAGCACCAGAUGCUGCUGAUGCCCCACGACGUCGCCGACGGUUCGGGACGAGGAGGAGGAGGACACGGCGGCGGCGGCGGCGCCGCCGUACACUCACUGUACGAUGGAUUCGCCGGGUCGCUGCACGCGUCGGGUCAGGCUCCGAACCCGACCCACCUCUUCCACCCUCCUCAGCAGGGAGGCGGCGCGAUACAGGCCGCGCCGAAUUUCGCGGCCCAGGCGGCGGCGAGCGCGUCGACGGGCGGGGGCGGGGCCCCGGCCGCCCAGCCGAAGCAGCAGAGGGUGAGGGCGAGGAGAGGCCAAGCCACCGAUCCCCACAGUAUUGCCGAAAGACUACGCAGGGAGCGAAUCGCAGAGAGAAUGAAAGCGCUGCAGGAGCUGGUCCCCGACGCCAACAAGACGGACAAGGCGUCGAUGCUGGAUGAGAUCAUAGACUAUGUGAAGUUCCUGCAGCUCCAAGUCAAGGUGCUGAGCGUGAGUCGGCUGGGCGGAGCGGCCGGCGGGGUGGCUCCUCUCGUGGCUGCCAUGUCCUCCGAGGGAGGAGGUGGUGACUGCAUCCAAGCGGGGCGGAACGGCAGCAACGGCGGCCAUCAGGCGGCGUCGUCGUCGACCGGCGACGGCCUGAUGGUGGCGGAGAACCAGGUGGCCAAGCUCAUGGAGGAGGACAUGGGGUCGGCCAUGCAGUACCUGCAGGGCAAGGGGCUCUGCCUCAUGCCCAUAUCGCUCGCCACCACGAUAUCCUCCGCCACGUCCCACCGGCCGAGGAGCGCCCCGGCCCGCCCCCGCAACCCGGCCGCCCUCGGGCCCGGCGGCGAGGGGCCCCCCGCCUCCCCCAGCGUGUCGGUCCUGACCGUCCAGUCGGUGGCCCUCGGCAACGGCCUCGACGGCGGGUCCGGCAAGGACGCCGCCUCCGUCUCCAAGCCGUGAUGACCCGGGCCGGGCACGGAAACACGGGGCCGGAAAGGCGGGCCUAACGCCGUGGAAUCGACGGACGUCCUUGAGUCAUGAACCUGAAAGUGCCAAAUACGACAUCGCGGUAGCGACGUUUUUGGGGAGGGGAAAGCUAACUUUAACAGAAAGUGCCGGCUACUACUACAAGCUACGGACAAGAAAGGAAGACGAGAUCGAACCAAAUUCAGCGAACCUACUUUUGUUUGAGGUUCUGGACAUUAAUAUUAUUCUAGUACGAC